GUAGUAUAACAUUUCCUCCUCUCUCUAUAUAUAUAUAUAUUUUUUUUGGUGGGGAAAGUAUCCAUUUUAGGAAUGCCUCAACCAGAUGGAGUUGAGUUAGCUUCUAGGAACAAUGAUGUUUUUGAAGAUGAGGAACUUCAGUCUCAAUGGGCUGGUAUUGAGAGAUUACCAACUCUUGAAAGGAUCAAUACUGCUUUGUUCUGCAAAAGAGAUGAAGAAGGGAAGAAAAGUGAGAGACGAGUCAUGGAUGUUUCUAAACUUGAGGAUCUUGAUAGACGUUUGUUUAUUGAUGAGCUCAUCAGACAUGUUGAGGAUGAUAAUCUCCGCUUAUUGCAGAACAUAAGGAAGAGAACUGACGAGGUUGGUAUCGAGUUACCAACGAUUGAAGUGAGGUUCAGUAAUCUUUUUGUGGAAGCAGAGUGUGAGGCUGUUUAUGGAAAGCCAAUACCAACUCUGUGGAAUGCUAUCACUAGCAAACUCUCUAGAUUCAUGUGUUCAAAGGAAGAAAAGAAGAUCUUGAAAGGUGUCAGUGGCAUCAUAAGGCCUAAAAGAAUGACUCUGUUGCUUGGUCCUCCUAGUUGUGGUAAAACUACUCUACUACUCGCACUAUCUGGAAGACUCGACCCUUCUUUAAAGACUAGAGGAGAAGUUAGUUACAAUGGUCACUUCUUCUCAGAGUUUGUUCCUGAGAAAACAUCGAGUUAUGUAAGUCAAAAUGAUCUGCAUAUCCCAGAGCUUAGUGUGAGAGAGACACUCGAUUUUUCGGGUUGUUUUCAAGGAACAGGAAGCCGUCUAGGUAAGGGUACUAAUGAAUUCUUAUGUCUUUGUAUUUUUAUUGACCGUGAAAACUACUAUUAUCUUUAUUACUCAAUAGAAAUGAUGAAAGAGAUUAGUAGAAGGGAGAAACUGAAAAGGAUAGUUCCAGAUCCUGAUAUAGAUGCAUACAUGAAGGCAGCUUCAAUUGAGGGUUCAAAAACUAAUAUACAAACCGACUAUAUCCUUAAGAUACUAGGACUCAAUAUCUGUGCAGAUACGCGUGUUGGAGAUGCUUCAAGACCAGGAAUAUCUGGUGGCCAAAAGAGAAGACUAACUACAGGGGAGAUGAUCGUAGGUCCAAUAAAAACUCUGUUCAUGGAUGAAAUAACGAAUGGUUUGGAUAGCUCAACAACAUUCCAGAUUCUAUCAUGUCUCCAUCAGUUUGUACGUCUCUCUGAAGGAACCAUACUAGUUUCACUGCUUCAGCCUGCACCAGAAACAUUUGAGCUUUUCGACGAUGUGAUUCUUAUGGGAGAAGGAAAGAUAAUCUAUCACGGUCCACGGGAACUUGUAUGUGGAUUCUUUGAGGAUUGCGGAUUUAGAUGUCCAACUAGGAAAUCUGUAGCUGAGUUCCUUCAGGAGGUUAUUUCAAGAAAAGAUCAAGAACAGUAUUGGUGUCACAGAGACAAACCAUAUUGUUAUGUCUCCAUUGACUCAUUUAUUGAGAAAUUCGAAAAUUCUGAUCUUGGAUUACAACUACAAGAUGAACUCUCCAAGACAUGUGAAAAGUACUCUCAGACGACUCACAAGGAUGCACUUUGCUUUAGAAAAUACUCACUUAGUAACUGGGAGAUGCUAAAAGCUUGUUCAAGAAGAGAGUUUCUUCUAAUGAAAUGUAACUCUUUCGUUUACGUAUUCAAAUCUGGACUUCUAAUGUUGAUUGGAUCCAUCACAAUAAGUGUUUAUUUACGGACUGGGUCUACAAGAGAUGCUCGUCACGCUAAUUAUCUUAUGGGUUCUUUAUUCUUUUCUCUCUUUAAACUUCUUGCUGAUGGACUUCCAGAACUCGCCUUGACAAUCUCGAGGAUUGCCGUGUUCUGCAAGCAAAAAGAGCUUUACUUUUAUCCAGCUUGGGCAUAUGCAAUCCCUUCAGCUAUUUUAAAGAUACCAAUUUCAUUUCUUGAAUCAUUCCUCUGGACCUCUCUGACAUAUUAUGUCAUUGGUUACAGUCCUGAGAUUGGAAGGUUCAUUCGCCAGUUCUUGAUCUUCUUUGCUUUACACCUUUCAUGUAUAUCAAUGUUCCGUGCUAUAGCUGCCGUCUUUCGAGAUUUUGUUAUUGCCACAACCAUGGGAACCAUCAUUAUAGUGAUUAUCACAGUAUUUGGAGGGUUUAUUGUUCGGAAACCUUCAAUGCCUGCUUGGAUUGAGUGGGGGUUCUGGCUUUCUCCAUUGUCCUACGCUGAGAUUGGUCUAACCGCUAAUGAAUUUUUCGCUCCACGGUGGAGCAAGACAACAUCUGAAAACAUAACUUUGGGGGAACAAGUUCUAGAUGCUCGCGGGUUGAACUUUGGUAUUCAGUCUUACUGGAAUGCAUUUGGUGCUUUAAUUGGCUUCACACUCUUCUUCAAUACUGUUUUUUCACUGGCCUUAACCUUUCUAAAGAUUUCGCAGAGGUCUCGCGCUAUAGUUUCUCGUGAGAAGAAAACUCAAAGCUCAUACAAAGAUUAUGAAACAAGUUCUGAAACUGCUUCCCAAUAUAAAAAUGCAUUGCCUUUCAAACCCCUAACUUUCACAUUUCAAGACGUACAAUAUUUUAUUGAGACUCCUCAGGGAAAGAAGCUGCAGCUUCUCUCUGACGUUUCAGGAGCAUUCAAGCCAGGUGUUCUCACUGCUCUAAUGGGUGUGAGUGGGGCUGGUAAAACGACUCUUCUUGAUGUUCUCUCGGGUAGGAAAACACGCGGUGAUAUUAAAGGAAAGAUAGAAGUAGGCGGUUACCUUAAGGUUCAAGAAACCUUUGCACGAGUUUCAGGUUAUUGUGAACAAUUUGACAUUCAUUCUCCCAAUUUAACUGUACAAGAGUCUCUGCAAUACUCUGCUUGGCUUCGACUUCCUUCUAACAUCAAUUCAGAAACGAAGAGCGCAAUAGUUAAUGAAGUUCUUGAGACGAUAGAGCUAAAGGAGAUUAAAGAUUCCAUAGUAGGAAUGGCUGGAAUUAGCGGUUUAACAACAGAACAACGCAAAAGACUAACAAUAGCUGUUGAGCUUGUUUCAAAUCCUUCAAUCAUAUUUAUGGAUGAACCAACAACAGGAUUAGAUGCAAGAGCUGCUGCAAUUGUAAUGAGAGCUGUUAAGAACAUCGCUGAGACUGGCAGAACUGUUGUUUGCACAAUUCACCAGCCGAGUAUAGAUAUCUUUGAAGCAUUUGAUGAGCUGAUUCUGAUGAAAAAUGGAGGAAAGGUUUUCUAUUAUGGACCUCUUGGGAAACAUUCAUGCAAAGUUAUUGAAUACUUUAUGAGCAUUCCUGGAGUUCCGAAAAUGAAAGAGAACUCUAAUCCAGCCACUUGGAUACUAGACCUUACUUCUAAAUCAUCAGAAGACAAACUUGGUGUUGAUUUGGCACAGAUGUACAAGGAAUCAACUCUGUUUAAGGAGAACAAAAUGGUAAUUGAGCGAAUGAGAUGUACAUCUUUAGGAUCUGAAGGUUUGAUCUUGUCUUCACGAUAUGCUCAAACGGGUUGGGAACAAAUCAAAGCAUGUCUAUGGAAACAACAUAUCUCUUAUUGGAGAAACCCUUCCUACAAUCUCACUCGCAUCAUUUUCAUGUGUUUUACUUCUUUGCUCUGUGGCAUUCUUUUCUGGCAAAAAGCCAAGGAAAUAAACAAUCAGCAAGAUCUAUUCAACAUAUUUGGCUCAAUGUUCACGGCUGUUCUAUACUCUGGAAUAAACAACUGCUCAACAGUAUUGUUUUGCGUUGCAACCGAACGUAAUGUCUUCUACCGCGAAAGAUUUGCCCGUAUGUACAACUCAUGGGCGUAUUCCCUUGCUCAGGUGUUGGUUGAGAUUCCAUACUCAUUGUUCCAGUCUAUUGUAUAUGUGAUAAUCGUAUAUCCUAUGGUUGGCUACCACUGGUCGGUCUUCAAAGUGUUUUGGAGCUUCUACUCAAUCUUCUGCUCCUUGCUCAUCUUCAACUAUUUCGGCAUGCUUUUAGUCGUCGUGACCCCAAACGUUUACGUUGCUUUUACUCUCCGCUCUUCUUUUUACUCAAUUGUCAAUCUCUUUGCUGGUUAUGUCAUGCCAAAACCAAACAUUCCAAGAUGGUGGAUUUGGAUGUAUUACUUGAGUCCUACGUCAUGGGUUUUGAACGGAUUGCUCACAUCGCAGUAUGGAGAUAUGGAGAAAGAGAUAUUCGCUUUUGGAGAGAGGAAGAAGGUUUCAGCUUUCUUGGAAGGUUAUUUUGGUUACAAAUAUGACUCUUUGGCUCUUGUAGCUGUCGUUCUUAUGGCCUUCCCCAUUCUCUUGGCAUCUCUUUUCGCAUUCUUCAUUGGUAAACUCAAUUUCCAAAAGAAGUGA
Molecule: messenger RNA, 4326 nt
Organism: Camelina sativa (false flax)
Lineage: Eukaryota; Viridiplantae; Streptophyta; Magnoliopsida; Brassicales; Brassicaceae
Product: ABC transporter G family member 43
Cellular component (GO): membrane
Molecular function (GO): ABC-type transporter activity; ATP hydrolysis activity; ATP binding
Source: RefSeq, a predicted model, not a curated record